CUUGUCUGUGCUCCUCGUUCAAUACUAUCUUUGGCAUAAAUUACAUGCGUGUAAGCAUACACUACAUUUGUGAAAAAAAUGGCAGCUGGCGAUUACAGAGAAGUGUGAGGAUCUUCACUCGAAAAAAACACGACACUUAACACAACUACACCGGCAUAGAAGCAGACCUGGUCUCCAUAGAAGUGUCACCAUUGGUCAUCAGUCACCAUGGGAAAAACUCAGCUAAAAGAUCAGAAAGAUGUUAAAAAAGAGAAACCAGGAAGAAUGGUUCCACUAUCAGGUACAAGCCCUGCAACAACUAAAGAUGCUUUCAGCUGGGAAGAAUAUCUAAAAGAAACGUCUUCUUUACCUGCUCCACCAGGCUGUUUUCGUCAGGCUAGAGUCCCGCCCUCCAACGACUUCAAGGUGGGAAUGAAGAUUGAAGCCCAUGACCCGCGCAAUUCCACCUCAGUUUGUAUCGCAACUGUGAUGGGUUUAACUGGGGUUCGUCUGCGUCUCCGUCUGGAUGGAAGUGACAACAGCAAUGACUUCUGGAGACUGGUAGACUCCUCGGAUAUCCAGCCUAUUGGCACCUGUGAGAAGAAUGGAGACAUGCUGCAGCCACCGCUGGGAUUUCGGAUGAAUGCCUCCUCAUGGCCCAUGUUUCUGUUGAGAACCUUAAAUGGAGCCGAGAUGGCGCCAGCACUCGCCUUUAAAAAGGAACCUCUGAGGCCCUCCCAGAACAACUUCAAGUCUGGCAUGAAGCUGGAGGCCGUGGACAAGAAGAACCCAUACCUCAUCUGCCCUGCCACCAUUGGGGAAGUGAAGGGCGAUGAGGUCUUUAUCAUGUUCGAUGGGUGGCGCGGUGCCUUUGAUUACUGGUGCAAGUAUGACUCCCGGGACAUCUUCCCUGUGGGCUGGUGCUCCCUCACAAAGCACAGCCUCCAGCCGCCAGGCAACAGUGUUACCCUGCCAAAGAAUCUGCAGAUCCUCCCGGCGUCACCCUCCAAGCCCAGCAGGCGUUCCAUGCAGUCCCCCUACAGACUCCCUAACCCUCUGCCCCCUUUGCCUGUCCGGAAGGGGGUAAGAGGCCGUCGGCCCAAGAGCGAGACCAUCGCCCUACUCAAAGCUGUGGCCGAAGCAGCCGCUGCCCAAAACGGAACUGUACCUGAGAACACACAGCUCGUACCCCGGCCCCAUAAGAAGAGAGGCCCCAAGCCUGGAAGCAAGCGGAAGCCCAAGCUUCUCCAAAGCCCAGCACAGCUGCCCAGCAUCCAGGUUCCACAAGAAAGCCCCCCCAGCCUCAACUCUGUGGUUUCGACAGUGUGUGUGUAUGUGAAUAAGCACGGAAACUGUGGUCCCCACCUGGACAGGAAGCAGAUGCAGCAUCUGCCAGACCACUUUGGCCCGGGGCCAGUGAACGCUGUGCUCCAGCAGGUGGUCCAGUCGUGUAUAGACUGCGCAUACCAGCCUAAAGUCCUGCGCAAUGCUCUGCAGACUCAUUCAGGAGGAGGAGAGAUUGUCCGAGUGAGAACAGAUGGUGGCGUUAGCAUGGUCAAACUCCCAUCAGCCUCCAGUGCUUCCUUUGUGCUGCGGUUCUUGGAGACUAUGUGUCGUCACCUGCAAUGUGACAACCUGUUCAGCAGCCAGCCGUUCAGCCACUACGCUGCUUAUGACAGGACCAAGUCAGCCCAUCGUUGCUGUGUUUCAGUGAAAGAAGAGGCGUUGGACGCUCCAUCUCUGGCUCGGGGGACUAAACGGAGUCUCUCUGGAGUCUCCCCAACAUAUGCAGCCCCUCUGUCACCUAAACAUUUACGUACCGAAGCUCACCCUUCAGAAGCAGAGACCCUGCCCCAUGAAGAGAACAACCUAAUAAAGGAGCAGCGCUACAUGGACUCAGCCUCCAACUCCAUGACCCCUCGGCCCCAAACGGUGCGCAGCUCCUCAGAGUACCACGCUCAGGCCAGCAGCCUGUACCACCUGGGCACAGCCAUGCGCCGCCACUCCUCCAACCCCGCAGAGCUCAGCUCCGCACAGCCUCUCAGACGGGUCGAAGCAGCCAGCUCCACCACAGGCCCUGAGGCGCUGGUGUCUGAGCGGGAGAGUGUGCCACUGCCCAGCAAAAACCCCUCCUCCUGGUCCAUUGAAGAGGUGAUGCAGUUUGUGAGGGGUGCUGACCCCACAGCGUUAGCCCCACAUGCUGAACUAUUCAGAAAACAUGAGAUUGAUGGGAAAGCUCUGAUGCUGCUACGGAGCGACAUGAUCAUGAAGUACAUGGGUCUGAAACUGGGGCCUGCGCUGAAGUUAUGCCAUCACAUAGAAAGGCUGAAACAAGGCAAACUGUAAGAGGAGCCGGGGCAGCCCUGUCCCUGCCAGGCCCAUGAGCAAUAAGCCCUGAAGGAGCCAGCGUUCGGACACUGACUCAUGGGGCACGCAGGGGGCGACAUGUUACUCUCGACUCCACCUCAGGGGACUGAAUAGAUGUUACACAACUUCAUCCCAACUUCCAGAGUGGAGAAAGUGUGCCGUGCAUUGCUGAUACGUUACCUCAUCCCCUCAUCAGUGAACGAAAAGCUGUUCAAGUCUAACAGACGGCUAUUUGACUUUUAAUGAAAUCCCAAAGGAAAAGAAUCCCUGUAGUGUUUACAUUUGCAUAGCACAUGAGCACACGAGGACACUUUUUUACGGAGAUGAAAUCUUUUGAUCCUGGUUUUGGAUCCCCAAAGAUGGAGAAUGUUUCUUCUUAUAUAAUGUUUUUAUUCUUGAUGAAUUUCCACUUAAUAAGGAAGGGUUGGUAUAUGGGAAAAAUACAGAAAAUAAAUCCAUCAGAUGUUCUUCCCCAUGCUCUUGAAUUUGAAUUUGAAAGCACUCUGGUCUGUGCUGUUGUAUAGCCGUUCUCACUCUUCACACAUAUAUCCGCCUGCCCAGAGGAUGCUAAUAUCAAUGCAUUCCAUUUUGUUCACACAAUGCUAGACGGCCGUUUUCAUUUGCUUGAGCAUUGUCGGUAUCGUGUAGGGAUCGUGUCAUAUUCUGACAGUUUUGAUUGAACCUCACCUUUUCCACUAGUGUCGUGCAGGAUCACCUGCUGUGUGGCAUGAUGUAUUAUUGUGUCUUAGCGAGCCCUACGUCGCCUCUCACUGGUCUCCAUGCAGUUCUUAUCAAAGUCCAACCGUUUGUGUCCCAAGCUCUGAGCUAACUUAGAAGUUAUGGGUUUAUUAAUGUCAAUUGACAGAUUGUUAAGACAUUUCGAAGGGCUUUUUUUUUUUUUUGUUUAGUUUGAUGUAAUAUUUUUUAUCAGUCAUAAAUCAUGUAAGCCUGUCGGUCCGCCUACGGCUUCAGUGUUGUCACUUUUGACCGUUACAAUCACUGUUAGCAAUGAAAACAGAUGUGUACAGUUUUAUGGGUUUAACCAUGAAUAUCAGCGACAGAAUGUACAUUUUGUAGAAACGUAAUAUUUUAAGGAAAUCAUAAACAUAGGUUAGAAAUGUGAAGGGGAUGGGGAUGUGGUGAAUAUUUCACAGUGGAUUCCAUUCUGCUUUUUAAUACUUAACACAACGCUUUUAGUUCAAAUACUCCCUGUAAUAGACUCUGCCUUGCUUUACCUAUGACAUUUCUCAGGUUUAUGUGGUCUUUGUUAGUACAAGCUUUUGUAGCAUACUGUUUAUAAUAUCCUUAACAGAAUUCUGCUGUUAUUUCCUUCCUCGAUUUUAAAAAGACUUGUGCCAUAUGAUACUCAACACAGGAUCGAAGUGCUGUUGAGUUCCUUCUCUUAUCUUCUUCAAACUACUUGAAAAAUGUGUUGCAAAAAAGUUACUUGUCCAUUAUGUCACACCAGAUAAACAAUAUGUGUUUAUGAUGUUGUGUAUUUCCUUUUUAUAAAUCUACCAAAAACAA
Messenger RNA from Perca fluviatilis (European perch), 3873 nucleotides. Its product is annotated as sex comb on midleg-like protein 2. Gene Ontology annotation, cellular component: nucleus. Bases 208 to 2325 code for a protein of 705 amino acids. Gene Ontology annotation, molecular function: protein binding. NCBI's taxonomy places the organism in Eukaryota, Metazoa, Chordata, Actinopteri, Perciformes, Percidae. Gene Ontology annotation, biological process: regulation of DNA-templated transcription. The record is from RefSeq and is a predicted model, not a curated record. The transcript is spliced from 15 exons.